Molecule: messenger RNA, 827 nt
Organism: Puccinia graminis f. sp. tritici CRL 75-36-700-3
Lineage: Eukaryota; Fungi; Basidiomycota; Pucciniomycetes; Pucciniales; Pucciniaceae
Exons: 3
Coding region: 219-578 (119 amino acids)
Source: RefSeq, a predicted model, not a curated record
CUUGGGUUUCACUAGACUUGUAAUACUGGUUUUGAGAAGCAUAAUCAACACUCUCCCCUCACAUUUGAUAUCACCACAAAAAUGAGGAGGUGGCGCUGGUUUAUAAAUUCCCUUUGUCUUCCUGGGUGCUUCCAUUCCAAUCAUACACAUCCCGGUUGCACAAUCUGUUGCUACUGUUAGUUCAAUAAACAAACAAUAAUAUCAAUCCAGCCCUAGCCAUGCAAUUAUACAGCAUCUUAUCUGGAUUUUAUCUCUUGAAUAGCUAUGUCAUCUCAGCACAUCCAACUUUAUAUCCAAAAGGCCUGGAAAAGAGAGAAAUUGAAGGUCCUACUGUAGGCACUCAAGUUCACUCCCUCCACAGGAGAAUGGAAGGAACUUCCCAAAGUAACUGGCAAGAAUUCAUGACUCAAGCAGAAUUUAUGAGUCAAGAGAUUCGUUUAGCAAAGGAACAACAUCAUACUUUAAAAUUAUCACAUCAACUCAUCAAAGAUCAAACAGCUGAUUGGGGAAGAAAAGUGGAAAAAAAGUAUGAAAAAAUCUGUCCAAAGGAUGAUAACCUCUCUAAACAAAAUCAGUAAGAUUCUGGAAAAUAAGGCCAAUGCAAAAUUGAUUGAAAAGACAGAUUUGUCCAAAAAAUAUGUAUCAGAUGUUAUAGUUAAUCAAUUAUACCAUAGCCCAAGAAGAAUGUUGAUACAAUGAGCCACAGAGAUGACAUUCACCUUUCUGGUCAGAUACAUAUAUACAUACCUAACAGUUCUAUUGAUACUAGUGUGCCAUAUCAGUUGCUGAAUUAAGAUCCUGUUUAUGCAAGUAACUUUCAUCACAUC